Pimephales promelas (fathead minnow) is the source of this 2340-nucleotide messenger RNA. Lineage: Eukaryota; Metazoa; Chordata; Actinopteri; Cypriniformes; Leuciscidae. The record is from RefSeq and is a predicted model, not a curated record.
CAGGGAAAGAUACCGCACCAUUUCAUGGAAUGUGCACAUGAGUCACCCAGAUGCAGAUAAGGAGAAAACCUCUCAUGGACUCCAUUCGUCUUGCUUGUAAAUCCAUCUAUCAUCCUAAAAGAAACUUAACUGUGGAUGAACGAAUGGUGGCAUGCAAAGCACACACCGGUAUGACACAGCACAUGAAAGCCAAGCCAAACAGGUGGGGGUUGAAGCUGUUUGUUCUUGCAGACGCAUCGAAUGGAUACACUGUGGACUUUUUUAUGAAUCAAACAGGCCAUGGACUGUCAUAUGAUGCCGUAACAUCUCUUUUGGACCACACAUUUUUGGGUUCUGGGUACCAUGUGUACAUGGACGAUUUCUACACAAGCCCAAAUCUCCUAAAAGACUUGUUGGCAAUGAAGUUUGGUGCAUGUGGGACUUACAGGGACAACAGGAAGGACUGCCCUCGAAAUGCAGCUAAUUCUCUCUCUAACAAAUCUGCCAGGGGGUCCAUCAGGUGGAUUCGGGAUGGACCUCUUGUGUUUGUGAAGUGGAUGGACACACAAGAGGUAUCUGUCUGUUCUACUAUCCAUUCUGCUUAUACGGGAGACACUGCGGAGAGGAGGGUGAAAACCCAAGAUACAUGGAGGACAAAUACAUUUCCAUGUCCUGCACCUGUGACUGCAUACAACCGGCACAUGGGAGGUGUUGACCUGUCUGAUCAGCUGUUACAGUACAACACAACACAGCAGAAAACCAUGAAGUGGUACAGAAAGGUCUUUCUACACUUCUUGGACAUUGCUUCCACCAACUCUUUCAUUUUGCACAACGAGCUACAUGGUAACUUGUCUCAUAAAGAGUUUAUGGAGCAACUGAUCACAGAGCUCUGUGGUGUGUCACAGAAAACGGCACCAAAACGGAUCAAUAGUGACCAUGUACCGGUUCCAGGAGCUAAGCUGACAUCAGAUAACAGGGAUGUUGCCACAGUUGGUCGCCGCACAUGUGUGCAUUGCACAACAGCGCGUGGUAAAAGGUACUUAACUCCAUGGAAAUGCCAGGCAUGCAAUGUUCACUUGUGUCUCAAGUUGAACAGGAACUGUUUUCAAGAGUGGCAUAACAAUGUGUGACUGUGUACAACGCCAUGAAUGAGACUACUAUUUACAAUCAUAAGUAUUGUUGGGCCAAGGGUUUCAAACACCUUUUUUGGAAAUCUGGGGAAACAAUGUCUGUGGGAUAAACAGAUGGAUUCAUUUUGUCAAUGAUGUCUUUUAAACAAGCAAGAGACACUGGCUCAAACUGAUUAAAAACAAAGGAACAAACAGAAAAAGAAGACGUAUCAGCAGAAGGGUGAACAAUAUGAGCUCUAACAGUCCUAAUCUUGUCAAUUAAAAGCUGCAAAAAGUUUUCACAUGUUUCUUUGGAAAAUUCUAAGGUCAUUUGUUGAGAAGUAUUUAAAACAGAAUUAAUAGUGUGAAACAGAACACAAGGUUUAUGGACAUUAUUUGCAAUGACAUUUGAAAGAUAACUUGAUUUCUCCAUUUUUACAGUUUUUUGAUAUAUAGACAAGCUGUUGUUCAAGAUCUCAGACAGUCUUUUUUCCACUGACGUUCUGCACUCGUGCCGAGCAGCACGGGUAAUGUCAUUUAGCCACAGUUCAGAUUUUGGCCUUUGCACGAACAAACCUGAAAGGGGCAACAAUAUCCAGUGCAUUCUGACAAGAAGUAUAAAACAAUGAUGUUAACUCAUCAGUAUUGUAAUGCUGAGUGUUCACUGAAACUGCUUUGUGUGCAUACUGCAUCCUCCCAUGGCACUGUUAACUCUAUCAGUUUAACAAUGCAUGCUGAUCCAGACCACAAAACAACAUCUGGUCGGAGGUUAGUGGUGGCAAUCUCAGGUGGAAAAAUAAGCCGUUGAUCAAGAUCAGCCAACAUCUUCCAGUCCCUAGCAGCUUCCAGUUGUCCUGGGCGAGAAUUGGUUUUAACACCUUUUUUUAGUGGUUGCUCACCUGGGCCACCUUACAUCCUGUCAAAAUGUGCCUUAAUGUGGCAGGUGAUGAACACAAAGGACAAGAGGGAUCCUCUCUUACCCAGAGAUUUAGGUUCUGUGGUGAUGGGAGAACUUCAUAUGUUGACCUGAUAAGGAAACUGAUCCUACUCUCUUCCAUUGACCAAAGGUCUUGCCAGCCCAUCUUGCGUUUUUCCACACUCUCCCAUAUCAUCCACUCUCCUUGCUUGGCCUGGGAAAUGGCCUUUAUACACCUCAUCCUCUCCUCCUGCUUUCACACCUCAUUGACUACCAGCUUCCUUCUUUGAGCUGGGCCUGCUUUGUGCCAUUUAGGAGGAGCUAAACUGAGCCCAA